Molecule: messenger RNA, 3865 nt
Organism: Cryptococcus deneoformans JEC21
Lineage: Eukaryota; Fungi; Basidiomycota; Tremellomycetes; Tremellales; Cryptococcaceae
Exons: 8
Coding region: 384-3773 (1129 amino acids)
Biological process (GO): positive regulation of TOR signaling
Molecular function (GO): protein binding
Source: RefSeq, a predicted model, not a curated record
AGUGUGCGCCGUACUGUGCGACGACGAUGAAUCGCUUCGCAAACGCAUUCUCAGCGUGAGCACUCUUCCCCCCGCGCCCGCACACGCUCAGCCCCCACAGCGCAAUCCCCACCCCCGCCAGCUCAGACGCCGUCUCCCUCUACUCCCCCGAGCCCGCCUUCCCCCCCGCCACAGCCAGAGACGACAGGCAUCCCGCGCCCGUAUACGACGACCCCAGGUCCCCGCACCACGCCGCAGGCCAUGCAGCCCGCCAGCCCGCCCGCCCACACACCCGCCCCGCGUUCCUGCGCCACCUGACAGACGACGGCCCCCGCUCGCAGGCGUCCACCCCGCGCGGCAGGAGCGAGAGCCGCGAGCGGGACAGGAGCGUGCGCGUGAACCUGAUGGCCGCCGCUGCCACGACGGCACGGCGCGGGUGGGGGAUGAGCUCGGCGACGGGCACGACGAGGAUGAACAGGAUGGCCGAUGGGCCCGAUGGAAAGUACGCCGUCGGCGGCGGUCAAUUCUUGCGGGUCUUUCAGGUCAGCGACCCCUGCAGUGGCUCGUCCACGCCGAUCAUACAGGAAGAUCCAAAGGAAAGAACGUUGCUCGCGAGAGGACAGGGCGGAGCGACCAUAUCCGAAGUCGUCAAUCUCUGGAAGAGCAACUGGCCCGUCGGCAAGGGUGUGAAUGAUGUUAAUUGGGGUGUUGCCGCAUGGGACCACAAACUGGUGACUGCCGCUCCCAAUGGUAAUUUCAUGCUUUUCGACGUUGAAAAGGGCAGACUCGAAAAUGAAAUAUCGAGCGGUUCCUUUCGACCCCUCAACUGUGCCCAGUUCUGCCACCAGCCGUCCUAUUGCCACAUGGUCCUCAUCGGCGGAGCCGACGGCAACAUCAAACUGCUCGACCUUCGGACCGGCGACCCCCCCUCGCGUCGGCCUCUCCGUCACAGCUCCGCCAUCACUUCUUUAUGUUUCUCACCAACCGAUGCCAGCUCAUUCGUGAUCGGUCUAGACGACGGUACGAUCAAGCGAUACGAUUGGCGUAUGGCCGGGAAACAUCUGGGUACAGUGUAUGGUGCGCAUGGAAGCAAGGCCGUCAUGGAUCUAAAGUGGAAAUUGGGGGAUGAUUCAAUAGGCGGAGCAGGUGCAGGUUGGCUGGCCAGUGCAGGUGCCAACAAGAUUGUCCAGAUUUGGGAUAUGAACCAAUCAUGGGAAAAAGCCCCCACUGCCACCCAUUCUCUCCAUACUGCCCACCCUGUCCGCCGAAUCGCCUGGCGACCCGAUCACCCGACCGAGCUCCUCGUCAUCCCGCUCACCCAACCGCUCUCAUCCUCAAACUCUCUCGAUCCGGCUUUACCCGCCCCACCGCCACCCACCCCACCACCGCCACCACAUUCACUCUCCGUUUCCUCCGCCUCCACCAACAAGUUUAACAUAUCCACCACGACGCCGGACGAGACGACCAUGGAUGACGAUUCUGCACGCCUUGAAAUCUGGCACGUGAGGAGACAUUAUAUCGCCAAAUACGCCAUCCCAUCGCAGGACGGGGUGGCUGUCGAUGCGUCUUGGAGAGGAUCCGCGGGACUCGUCGUCACUUUCCAAAAUGGCGGUUUUGCACAACUCGAUAUUCCUAGAAAGCUGAAUAGUGGCUUGCUGCCCCUCCCGCUGGAUCAGAUACCGAGACAGAUUGCGGGAUGGAGUGCAAAGGGGGAUUUGUAUUUUGCCAUUGACAAAUUCAGAGCGGGUGAAGUCCCAUUCGACGAUCUGAAACCAGAAUAUGCAAAUCACUAUGAACGUCUCGGCCGACCGACCCAUUCCCUCUCCGACCCGCCCUACAUCCCUCUCCAGACAAUCGGAUCGCUCGCGCUCCCCGACACCGACCCAUCCGAAUUCGCCUUUCUCGCCAGCUGGUACCGCCUUGAAGGCAGUAUACCUGCCGAUCUGUGUGCGUGGAAUCGGGAUGUGGCGAAAUGGUGUGGGAGGGAGGAUGAUGCCCGAUUAUGGGGGUUUGUGAAAGGGUUGUUUGAAGAGUUUAUGCCUCUGCAGGAAGGGAUGGAGGCGACGUUUGUGAAUGAUGUUUGGGGGAGGGCAGGUAAGGCGUUGGCGGCGACGACGACGACGACAAUGACGAUGACGCCGCCCAAUGUCUCGCCGAGGGGUAGACAUGCUCGCCUGCCGCCAGACGACGAGCGAGAAAAAAGAGCGCACAGGAUACUACCCACCUACGCCGGUAUCCCCCUCGAACGGAUCACCCCACCCGCAUCGCCGACAUCCAACCCGUCUGAAAUCUCUGAGCGUACGCCCGACAGCGACUCUGGUUCCGACGACGAGAUUUACUCUGACGAACAGUCUGAAUCGGUCAAACCCCGUCGUUCGAAAUUCGUAUCGUUUAUCGAGCCGGGUACGUCUAGUCUUGGACUCGAUUUAUCGUCGGCAGCAAACCGUCGACGUUCAAGUUUUUCGUCGCAAGAAGGGUCACCCGUGUUUGAGAAGACGACGAAGAAGAAGCAGCAGCAGCAGGGAGAGACAUCGCCUAUCGCCAUCACAAACACAAACACGAACCCUUCGGCCGGUACCAUCUCCCACCCAAAUAGCGCUAGCAAAAAAUCCACCCUCUCCAAAAUCGCAUUCACCCCGCGCCAACACUCCCACCCCCACCCCCACCAGCACCAGCACCACCAACACCAACUUGUAUCUUCCUCCGACUGGCCCGAUCCGUAUGGUAUCAUCCCCGACCAGGUGCUUACCAGCGGUACCAUGACUUCCACCACCGCCACAUCGGGCACAAGCCGCGCGAGUACGACGACGCAAAGUAGCCCCCUCCCGGCCUUUGCGCGGAAUGGGACCAAAAAUUCCCCAAGAGCGGGGACGACAGGUCUGGCGGGGCAUGAGAUUGGGUCGGGUGUGGUGGAAGCGCCGCUGGCGGGUAGAGGAUCGGCAGAAGUCGGCGUCGGCGCUGUGGUACCCAACGGAAACGGUCCCGGUGGAAUCGCUUCCAGAGUGGGGUCAGGACAGGGGAAAGAGAUGAGGGGGAGAGAGGAAAAGUUUGAAAAAACGGAAUGGGAAGAGUAUAGGAAGAAGAGAGUGGCGACGUUGAUGACGUGGUGGGAUGGCUGUGUCGAGAAUGGUGAAAUGCAAUUGGCAACCACCAUCGCCCUCAUCGCCUCGCCGCUGGUCACAUUCCCGCCCUUCCAAGUGGAGCGUCUCGCGCACGCAUACGUCCAACUCCUCGAACAACAUCGUCUUUUCAUGUUCGCCGCCUACAUCCGACGCUUUUCAGGCAUACCUUCUUUGGAAAUCACCCCGCAAGAUGAAGGUCUGACUCAUACGUUCUUUUGCGAAAGGUGCGGGAAGAGUACCGGUAAUUUGGAAGAUAUCGAGGUGAAAGGAAAAAUAUUCUGGUGGUGUAAAAAAUGCCGAACGGGGGCAAAGAGCUGUGCUAUCUGUCGAAAGAUAAUCAAGGGCCUUUGGAUGGGAUGCCGACAGUGUGGACAUGGAGGUCAUCAAGCGUGUAUGCGGCUCUAUCACAGUCAAGCGCCUCUCAUCCCCGUUCCAUCCACAAACGGUUCAAACCCUUCACAUACCCCGCACGCUCUUCUCAACACAUCCUCGUCUACGUACAACCAAAGCGCCGGCUCCAAUUUUACCACGCUUUCUACUACAGACGGCGCAAAUGCCGAUCCGGUGGAAAAGGUCGAUGGGGUAGAGGCCGACGGUAGGUUUGCGCUAUGCCCAACGGGUUGUGGAUGUCGAUGUCGGCGUAUUGGGACCGCGAAUACUGCGCAUGAUUAAUGUUGGGAAAAAAAGGGACAUUAUUGGGUGAUAGAUGCAUUUUGUAUGUACAGAUAUGGGAUGUAUAAUGGAUGUAGAAUCGUCAAAAGCAA